Messenger RNA from Durio zibethinus, 2666 nucleotides. RefSeq names its product beta-glucosidase 11-like. Gene Ontology annotation, biological process: carbohydrate metabolic process. Gene Ontology annotation, molecular function: beta-glucosidase activity. Lineage: Eukaryota; Viridiplantae; Streptophyta; Magnoliopsida; Malvales; Malvaceae. The record is from RefSeq and is a predicted model, not a curated record.
UUAACAUUUGGGCCUGCGUUUUAUCCUCUGUUCUAGAAUCCUGUUCAUUCUUUAAGUUUCUUGAAAUUUUCAAAAAAGGAAAAUAGAUAUAUCAGACGUUCAAAUUGGAGAAAUUUGUCACAUCUUCCUUUCAUUCUCGGCAGAAACGUAGACAAUCGUAUGAACCAACCAUGCAAAAUCGGUGGAUAAGCAUUCGUAGCCAAACUUUGACUUCGAUCAUCUAAAAGGACUCUUUACAAAGCUACCUCUAACACAAAAAUAUCCCACAUUUCACUCUUAAUUCCGCUAGUUGUUUGUCAUAUGUGUUUUGUCACCAUCGAGACUCGAUGAACAAUAUUGGCCUUCCAUUGCAUUUUGUCUUCAUAUAAUUUAUUAUCCUCAUUUCUUCUGGUUCUGAAAUCACAUCGGUUCACCAGCUGGGACGUAGCAGUGAACUCUCGGGGUAAAGAAAAAUGAAGACCCUCUCUUUCUUGCUAAUUAUAGUGCUACUAAAUUUGGCAGUAGCAGUGCUUUGCGCUGAUAAAUAUAGCAGAUAUGACUUCCCACCAGGCUUUGUCUUUGGUUCUGCCACCUCUGCUUAUCAGGUGGAGGGAGCAGCAAGCGAAGAUGGGAGGACUCCUAGCAUAUGGGAUACUUUUGCUCACUGUGGGUAUGCUAAUGGAGCCACAGGAGAUGUAGCUGUUGAUCAAUACCACAAAUACAAGGAAGAUGUGAAACUUAUGGCAGAAAUGGGCUUAGAUGCCUACAGGUUUUCCAUCUCCUGGUCAAGACUUAUCCCAAAUGGAAGAGGGCUUCUCAAUCCAAAGGGUGUUCAAUAUUAUAACAACCUCAUCAAUGAACUAGUCAGCCAUGGAAUACAGCCUCAUGUUACUUUGAACAAUGCUGAUCUCCCACAGGCACUUGAAGAUGAGUAUGGAGGAUGGAUUAACCGAAGAAUUGUGAAAGACUUCACCGCCUAUGCAGAUGUGUGCUUUAGAGAAUUUGGGGACAGGGUUUCAUAUUGGAUUACUGUGAAUGAGCCAAACGUCUUUGCUAUUGGAGGUUAUGAUCAGGGAGUUGUUCCUCCUAGGCAUUGCUCUUCACCUUUUGGAGUAAACUGUACCAGAGGCGACUCCUCGUCUGAGCCAUACAUAGUUGUUCAUAAUAUAUUGCUGGCACAUGCAUCAGCUUCAAGAUUGUACAAGAGAAAGUAUCAAGAAAAGCAGAAUGGAUUCAUAGGCAUUAGCAUCUAUACAUUUGGGGUUGUUUCUAGUACAAACUCAACAGAGGAUGCAAUGGCAGCUCAAAGAAUGAAUGACUUCUAUAUUGGUUGGAUUGCGAAUCCCUUGGUGUUUGGAGAUUAUCCUGACAUAAUGAAGAAACUGGUUGGCACCAGAAUUCCUGCUUUUAGCAAUCAUGAAUCUGAACUUGUUAAGGGUUCGUUUGACUAUUUUGGAGUAAUACAUUACACAACAUGCUACAUCCAAGAUGACCCUGGCAGUCUGGCAUUGAAACAAAGAGACUUUAACAUAGAUGUAGCUGCAAAGAUAAUGAACAUGGGGGAUAUUUUCUUGGAUUCUGAGUUUCCAAUAUAUCCUUGGGGCCUACAGGGAGUGCUGGAGUAUGUCAAGCAAAUGUAUGGCAAUCCUCCUGUUUACAUUGUUGAAAAUGGUCAGAGAAUUCGGCGCAAUUCAACCUUAGAAGACACGUCGAGAGUGGAAUAUCUGCAUGCAUACAUCGGGAGUGUGCUGGACGCAGUCAGGAAUGGAUCGGAUACAAGAGGCUAUUUCUCAUGGUCAUUCCUAGAUGUGCUGGAGAUACUGGAUGGUUAUCGAUCAAGUUUUGGCUUCUAUUAUGUAGAUUUGGAUGACCCGGAUUUGAAGAGACAACCAAAGCUUUCUUCAUAUUGGUAUUCCCAUUUUCUCAAGGGAGGAAGUGUCAGCCCAGACAAAGUGAUAGAGCUCAAGACUAAUUUCUCUGCUCUUUCCCAUGGCCAUUUCUUCCACUAGGCUUAUCUCCUCAAUUUCCUUAUUUUCAGCUGUCCUUUAGCGAACUUAUUUCUCUAAAUGCUCUUCAACACCAAUGUACAAAAUCUACAUGCAUAAACAGGUUUGUAUAAGCACCUAAUGGUCAAGAUAGAACUCAGAAACCAAUCCUCUAAAUUUUUUGUUUGCCAUUUUACUUUUCAUAGUUCUCCAAUGUUGUCUUAAACAAGAUUAGAGCUGGAAUCUGGCUAUCUACUUUAAGAGAAAAUAUAAUAAAACAUAGGAGAGCAGGAUACCUACCCUGUAUCAAGUUUCCUUGUCUCAUCUGGACUAAACGUUUUAACCUCAAGUAUGGAAAUUCUUAAAAAUGUGAUUGACAGACUGACAGCCUUUAUUCUUUGUUUUGGAAUCAGAUUUCCAUAUCAUAUAUCCCUCCUUUAGGUUAAGUUUUGAUUCAUAGUAAAAGAUUCGAGGUAAAGAAAAAUCUAAGGAGAAGAAAAGAAAAUUACUUAUCUGUUUGGAUGGUAUGAGAAAAAUCUUAAAGAAAUUGUGUAUUAAUCCAUUAUCACGCAAGUUUUUAGUUUUUAUUUUUUAUUUUUUAAAAAUGGACAGUUAGUAUAAUGAGUAGUACACUUGUGACCGAGAAAACCAUUGCAUGAUGGCCAAGUAGAAGAAAGACAAGCAGAGGGAGAUGCUGACAGC